AUGGAGGAAGUCAUUCGCAAAGAGAAGUCCUUCUACAAAUUCGUCGUGGGUGACUUCAACACGAAAAUAGGUAUGUCUACAAAUUCGUCGUGGGGGAGCAUAGGAUUGGGAGAUUUGGAACAGGACUCCUCGACCACAUUCUCACCAACCGAAGGUGGUGCUCCCUGGACGUCUCAGUGGUACCAUCCUUCGGUAGUGGUUCAGAUCAACACCUCCUUCGAGCAAAAGUGCGAUUCAGCCGAAAGCUGGAAAAGAAUAUCUGUCACCGUGAUAGAGGAAGGAGGGAAGACGUAUAUGACGGCGUCAGACUGGAAGAGCUCCUGA
This is a messenger RNA of Strongylus vulgaris, 324 nucleotides long. Lineage: Eukaryota; Metazoa; Nematoda; Chromadorea; Rhabditida; Strongylidae. The record is from the annotation of a GenBank genome assembly.